AUGACUGAACUCCCGUAUCCUGUUGGAUGGUGGCCUCUUGAGUCCAGCUACAAAGGAACUGACGUCACCGGAAACGGAAACCAUGCAACCCUCUCAUCUGAGUUAUAUCCAACCCAGGGCCCUUUUGGCGGGAAAAACGACGCCUACGCCUUAGCGGGCACUAUUAACUCUCACAUCGUCAUACCUAACAAUGGCAAGCUAGACGUCCGUUAUUCCUACACCUUUACAGCAUAUUUCAUGCCAAAAGGGGGAAAUGGUCCAUUAUUUGAUUACGAUACAGACGAUCCAAGCCACACUUGGGGUUUUCAUAUCUGGAACCACGCGGACCCAAACAAUCUCGGGGUCUACCACUUUGACCGCUCCUUUGUAAACCGAGGCUCCACAAGCGUUAGUUUCUUCGCAGACAGUGUAUGGAGCCAUCUUGCCAUUACAUACGACUACGCAUCCAACCAAGUGUUCUACUACCGGAACGGAGUACUCGUGCAUUCUUGGAACCCUACACAGCAAGAACUUGCGACCGCAGGUAGUAAAAUCCGCAUUGGUUACAAGCCUUAUGACAAUGGGGCAAACUACCUGACAAAGGGGAGAAUAAGUUGCAUCAAGUUGUAUAAUGUGGCCCUGUCUCAGCAUGACAUCAAGCGAACCAUGCGGAGGUGUACACCAGAGGGCAGCACAGAGUUGGACACACAUCCACUCCCUGUUGGCUGGUGGCCAUUGGACGCAGCUCAUGGCUCCCAUGACGUCACAGGCCAUGGAAAUGAAGCUACUAUGAGUGGUCUGACGUAUGUCACGGGUCCCCAUGGCGACAACAACGGAGCUGUUCGUCUCGCUGGAAGUAUGGACUCGUAUAUCGAAUUGCCUAACAAUGGUUACCUGGAUACUAGGUUCUCUCAAACCUUUAUGGCAUGGAUUAAUAUAGACUCAACCACAACUACCGCCCCAGUAUUUCAAUUCGAUUUCCCAACACAAGCGGACGGGUGGGGCUAUUUGGCAAUGUGGCUUCAUCCAGACACCAAUUCUUAUUAUGUCGCCUUUCGUCGUCGUACCGAUGGCUGGGGAAACGAGGCAUCAGCUACCCACGGAAGCUACUUCCUUCAUGAUCAGUGGAUCCAUGUGGCAGUCACAUAUGACUAUACCACUGGCGUUCAUACCGUGUACCGAGAUGGCGAACUAUUUGGAACAAACAGUGUGGGACAGUAUGAAUUGUCUACACAAUACUUUGUUCGAAUAGGUGCUAAAAAUGCUACCUAUAAUGACCAUAGAUUUUUAAAGGCCGAUAUAAGCUGUGUUAAGUUGUACGACGUGGCUCUGAGUGAAUACCAGAUUAAGAAGGCCAUGGAUAUCUGCUCGCCUGAGAACAUUCUAGGGUUCACUGAAGGUGAAGUUCAGCCCCGUCCCGUGGGCAUGUGGCACCUCAACCAGCAAUACGGCGCCAACGACGUUUCUGGCAAUGAGAACCAUGGAAUUGUUGGCUCUGACGUCACGUAUGCACCUGGGCCGAAAAACGAACCGAACGGAGCAUUUGUCUUUUGCAAUACCGCUGACUGUAAUGUCACGAUCCCACAAAACCUUGCUUUGGAUGUUCGGCGCUCCAUGACUUGGAGUGUGGACAUGUAUCCUGAAGAUAGCUCGACGAAUAUGUUAUUUCUUUCGUGGAAAAUGGUUGGCGGCAACACCGCCCAUGGCCCACAUUUUUAUGUCCAACAGGACAAUAAAUUUGGCGCCCUUUUACAUAAGAGAAUAGACUCGGCUGGAAGUACCCAAGGAUCUUCCGCCACAAGUCCUUCUGUGCUUUUUGAGAGGCACAAGUGGGUUUCCCUCGCGUUCACUUAUGACCAAGACACAGGUAUCGGCACGUUGUGGAUGGACGGCGAGGUGAAAUUUAGCGCAGAUUUUGGGCAGUGGGACCUCGGUACUCAGUAUGACCUCCUUAUUGGUACUGGCACGAGUGCUACACACAGAUUUAUUGGACGUAUGUCCUGUCUACAGCUCUACGAUGUGGCGCUUUCUAGAAGCCAAAUAAUCACCGGAAGACAACUGUGCCAGCUACUGCAAGGAUUUCCGAACCCAGUUGCGUUUUGGCCUCUUGAGACGCGAUACCACGAGCUCGAUUUGAGCGGUAAUGGAAACAACAUCAUGAAAUACGGUGUUACCCCCGCCAAAGGUCUCAAAGAAGAAGACGAUGGGAGUAUAGGGUUCCCAACAGAUUCUUACAUAGAAGUUUCAAAUAAUGGAUCGUUGGAUAUCCGUUAUUCUUUCACAUUCCUUGGCUAUGUAUACAGCUCCUCGUCAUCUACAGAAGGACCGAUCUUCAACUUCGAGCAUGAAAAUGCCUCCUCUGGCGGGUUUGGGACCCACGUUAUGCAGAUUGGCAACACCGAUAUUCUGGUGAGACUUGGGUACAGGGAUGGUACCUUGGGACCAUGGUAUAACGUCAGCGGUGUUCUGGACGUGGAUACUUGGACAUAUAUAGGAUGGACGUACAGUUUUGGUUCAGGAAUGGCCGUGAUCUAUAAGAAUGGUUACGAGGUCGCCAGUUCGUAUUUUGGAUCAGUAGAGCACAGCACAAUGGGAGCGCUACGUAUGGGAAAAACUGCCGGGGAUUCCCGCUCUUUCACAGGGAGGCUGAAAUGCAUGCAGCUUUACGACAGGGCACUUAAUAGUACUGAAGUCAAGAAAUCCAUGAAUAUUUGCGGUUCAAAGGAAAAAUCAGCGCAGUACUUUAAGAGUCCAGUGGCACCGGGGCGUGGAUUGCCCGGGUUCCUCGCUUUGUCCACUAAAACGACCUCCUCACUGCUGCGCUGCACUGAAUUCUGCAACAGAGAGAUAACUGCCUCUCUUUCAACUUUGCGCGCCAAUCCAGCGUCUGUGAGAUCACAUCGUACCACACGAAGUUUAACGGAACAUAUGCCAUUGCGGAUCUUGGAGGCAAUUACGUUUAUUAUGAACUAAUGAAUAAUUUAGACUACAU
Messenger RNA from Lingula anatina, 2971 nucleotides. RefSeq lists its product as uncharacterized. NCBI's taxonomy places the organism in Eukaryota, Metazoa, Brachiopoda, Lingulata, Lingulida, Lingulidae. The record is from RefSeq and is a predicted model, not a curated record.